UACAGUUUUCCUUCUCUCUCUCUCUCUCUCUCUCUCUCUCUCUCUCUCUCUCUCUCUCUCUCUCUCCCCCCCCCCCCGUUACAGUAUCCUUUCCUUCUUCUGUCUCCUCUCACGUAACAGUAUUUCUUCUUCUUAUUAUUAUUAUUAUUUCUUCUUCUUCUUCUUCUUCUUCUUCUUCUUCUUCUUCUUCUUCUUCUUCUUCUUCUUCUAGUUGAAAUUCUGUUUUGCUUUCUCCUCUUAAGUUAUUGCGAUGUCGUGCGGGAGGCUCUUUGGUGACCUUCGACAUGUUCCCAAACCGUUGGAAGAGGCGGGGCCUGCUCCUCGGCUGUCCUUUUUCCUUCCCUUCGUGUCCCGAUUCAACCCUCAGGUGUGCAAGACGAAAUUGCGAUCUGCGAUGGCACACAUCCCGCAUGUCGUGCAGAAACGUCAGCGGCUGAUGGAGCAGAGGAGAGCGGAGGUGGUCGACGCCCUCAGCAACCAAGCGCCAGAGCUGGCCAGGACGAAGCUGAAAGUUUUCCUUGCCGACGAAGCCUUCCUCGAGGCCAUCCCUCUUGUGCAGGCAAUGGAGACUCCGUUUGUGCAAUAUGUGGACCUACUGCGAAACUACAGGCAAUGCCCUCCGGAUCUGCAACAGGUCGUUCACACUCUGACCUACGCAGCGGUCGUCUGUCAGUCUGACAUCCCCGAGUUCACUCCAUUUUUGCAACAAAUGAAGUACAAGUACGGCAAGAGGUUUGUGUCUUGGAUUCAGUACGGCAAUCCCGGCUUGCAAAUCGAGAACACCGUGAGGGCCAAGCUUGAGAUGGAUGUAGACAAAGCCAUGAGCUUUGAGGAACAAGAGGCCAGACUGCAGCAGAUCGCGCAAGAGGCAGGGAUCGCCAUGAGUACUACAGCUGUCGGGGGAGAAGGGAGGCGGGUCUCCUUCUGCCCCUGACAGGAGAGAGGGG
This is a messenger RNA of Chara braunii, 947 nucleotides long. The record is from the annotation of a GenBank genome assembly. NCBI's taxonomy places the organism in Eukaryota, Viridiplantae, Streptophyta, Charophyceae, Charales, Characeae.